CAUCUCGUGACGUCACUGUAAACAAACAUGGCGGACCACUGGCGGCUCUUUAAUGUUUCCUGAGCGUUAAACAAACGUUUGUUUAACGUUUCCUGAGCGUUAAACAAACGUUUGUUUAACGUUUCAUCUGCGUUUGUUUUGGCGCCAAACAGACUAAACGAGCGGAUGUGACGUGUUAGCUCGAGCGGAGCUAGCUUAGCUUAGCGUUUAGCCUGUGCGUUACCAUGGCAACGUUAGCACACAGCGAGCUAGCCGUUAGCUCGGUUCGAGUUUCAGACAUGGACGAACUGUUCGGUUCGUUAGAGUCACUGCAGAGAACACACGUCACAGUUUAACACUAACUCAUCCAGAACCGAGCCGAGCCGAGCCGAGGGCAGACACAUGGAGCAGUACAGCAUCCUGGGCCGGGUCGGAGAAGGAGCUCACGGCAUCGUGUUCAAGGCCAAACACAUCGAGACCGGGGAGACGGUGGCUCUGAAGAAGGUCGCUUUGAGGCGUCUGGAGGACGGCAUCCCGAACCAGGCUCUGAGGGAGAUCAAGGCCCUGCAGGAGAUCGAGGACAACCAGCACGUGGUCAAGCUGAAGGACGUGUUUCCUCAUGGGACGGGUUUCGUCCUCGUCUUUGACUUCAUGCUGUCUGACCUCUCUGAGGUCAUCAGAAACUCUGAGCGACCUUUGACCCCGGCUCAGGUCAAAGGUUACAUGAUGAUGCUGUUAAAGGGCGUGGCCUUCCUGCACCACAACAACAUCAUGCACCGCGACCUGAAGCCGGCAAACCUCCUCAUCAGCUCGUCAGGUCACCUGAAGAUUGCAGACUUCGGUUUGGCAAGAUUGUUUAGUGAGCAGGAAGAGAGACUGUACAGCCACCAGGUGGCCACCAGGUGGUACCGAGCUCCUGAGCUGUUGUACGGAGCCCGAAAGUACGACGAGGGAGUCGACCUGUGGGCGGUGGGUUGUAUCUUCGGGGAGCUCUUGAACUCGUCUCCUCUGUUUCCUGGAGAAAACGACAUCGAACAGUUGUGCUGCGUCCUCAGAGUGCUGGGUACACCAACACAGGACAGCUGGCCGGAGAUCGUUGAACUGCCAGAUUACAAUAAAAUCACCUUUAAGGAGAAUCCAGCGAUCCCAUUGGAGGAGAUCGUCCCUGACACGUCUCCUCAGGCCGUCGACCUGCUCUACAAGUUCCUGGUUUAUCCGUCCAAACAGCGCUGCUCCGCCAGACAGGUUAGCCCCGCCUCUUCACGCACCUUCAUCCAAUCAACAAACAUGUCCCAUGAGGCCGAGCGGCUGACCGCUGCCACUCGUCAGCUCAUCAACUCCUGUCACUGGUCGGACGACUCUGGCUGUCAAUCACUGAGCUCUUCAAAUGUCCUGCCCACUCCUUCCUCGUCCUUAUAUAGUGAUCCUGCGCUGACCCCGCCCCCCGCCCUCUUCCUGUCCUCAACACCUGGAUGGAGCAGUUACUAUGGCAACAUUUACCCCUCCACAUCGACCUCCUCUGAUUGGGUGCUACCUGGCAGUCAGACAUGGGGGUGGGGCAAUGUACAAGAGCGUCAGUGUGUGAGCUGUGGGACGAGCAGCGCCCCCCUGUGGAGGAGAGACACUGCAGGGGAUUACCUGUGUAACACCUGCAGUCAGAGAAGCACCAACAGACCCCUGCUGAGACCCAAGAGGAGAGCUGUCAUUAGUCAAAGGAAAGAAAAGUGUGUGAACUGUUUCACCACCACGACGACGCUGUGGAGGAGGAACGCUGCCGGAGAACCUGUGUGCAACGCCUGUGGACUGUACUACAAACUACACCAGGUCAACCGGCCAUUGGCGAUGAAGAAAGACAGAAUCCAAACCAGGAACCGUAAAGUGUCCAAUAAGAACAAGUGGAGCCAGAAAUCCAACCAAUCAGAGACUCAGCUGUCCAGACUGGCCCCGCCCACUGAGGCGACUACGUUUGAGUCGUUCAGUCAGCUGUCGUCCUCAUCACGUUUUAAAGAUUCGAAUCAGUGAUCAGCUGUUUGACAUUUCUAAAAUGUAAUAAAAAGUGUU
Messenger RNA from Larimichthys crocea (large yellow croaker), 2040 nucleotides. It is a transcript of the gene cdk20, whose product is annotated as cyclin dependent kinase 20. Gene Ontology annotation, cellular component: nucleus. NCBI's taxonomy places the organism in Eukaryota, Metazoa, Chordata, Actinopteri, Sciaenidae. The coding region runs from base 382 to 2001 and encodes 539 amino acids. The transcript has 11 exons. Gene Ontology annotation, biological process: regulation of DNA-templated transcription; protein phosphorylation. The record is from RefSeq and is a predicted model, not a curated record. Gene Ontology annotation, molecular function: ATP binding; protein serine/threonine kinase activity; sequence-specific DNA binding.